UGAUAUGCAGGUCAAAGGCGGUUAGUACGUCCCCGUUUCUGAAUUAAAGUGUGUGUCUGCAUGUGCGUCGAACCGACAUGGACUUCAACUCGACACGAUUUGGGCGCGACGCGCGCAGCCACGGCGCCCUGGAGCGUCUACUUUUCGGGAAUCACUCGUUGUAUUCCAACAGCACCCCGGGCAUUGACCCGGAGGACUUGGAAGUGAACACGGACGUUUACUCCAAGGUGAUCGUCACCAUUAUCUACCUGCUUCUGUUCGCCGUGGGCUCGCUGGGCAACUCCAUCACCUUGUACGCCCUCCUGAGCAAAAAGAGUCUGCAGAAUCUGCAGAGCACCGUCCACUACCACCUGGCCAGCCUGGCCGUGUCGGACCUGCUCAUCCUGGUCCUCUCCAUGCCCAUCGAGCUGUACAACUUCAUCUGGUUCCACCACCCGUGGGUGUUCGGGGACGCGGUGUGCCGCGGCUACUACUUCCUCCGGGACAGUUGCUCGUACGCCACCGCUUUCAACAUCGCCUCCCUGAGCGUGGAGCGCUACAUGGCCAUCUGCCAUCCGUUCAAAGCCAAGAGCAUCAUGUCCCGUAGCCGCACCAAGAAGCUGAUCAGCGGCAUGUGGCUCGCUUCCUUCACGCUGGCCACGCCGAUGCUCUUCAUCAUGGGCCAGGAGGCGCGUCAGGGCGAGACCAUCUGCACCGCCACCGUGGCCCCCGUCACCAUGAAGACGGUUCUCCAGGUGAAUGCCUUCUUGUCCUUUGUGGUACCCAUGGUGGCCAUUUCCGUACUGAACGGGGUCAUCGCCAAUCAGCUGUUACGAAUGUUCCAUGAGGCGGAGCAAGACAACCGUGUUUGCAUCAUCGGCGGGAAUCCCACCAUGCUCAAUGUCUCAGUGGAGCCCAAUCGUGCUCAGUCACUUCGCCAUGGAGUCCUCGUUCUUCGAGCAGUGGUCAUGGCCUUUGUGCUCUGCUGGCUGCCUUAUCACGCCCGCCGCCUGAUGUUCUGCUACGUCUCUGACUGGUCCGAUAAGUUAUACGACUUCUACCACUACUUCUACAUGCUGACCAACGUCCUCUUCUACGUCAGCUCGGCCAUCAACCCCAUCCUCUACAACUUGGUGUCGGCCCCCUUCCGCCAGAUCUUCUUCUCCACCCUCCGCCACUUCUGCAUGCCCUGCCGUCACUCCCCAAGAAGGCUCCCUGGCCCCCUGACCCGCCACUCACUCAGCAUCUCCAGCAACCACACACUCUCCACAAACAUCAUCAGAGAGACAGCCUACUGAUUUCAUUGGAACAUAUCGCAGUAACACCACCACCUUUUGCCCUUUUGUGAUAACUAGUCAUCUCUGUGAUUGAUUUGGAGAUAAUCCACAACUUGGACUCUCAUUGCGAACAGUUGUGAAAUAAACAUCUGAUCGCUCUAGUGUGUUGUUUACAACUCUGAACAGGAACAUUAGCACAACCACGAUACCCUGACCGAUCCAACACUAAAAUUGGUGAUCAAGGAGUUCCAAUGACAAAGGCGCUCUUAUCUUCAAUUGUCCGUGCAGCAUCUACACGAUGUACAUUUUCACAUCAUUUUACACAUUAUCAGAGGUCUGGAGUCAAGUUACUCAAAUCGGGCUCGAGUGACAAGACAACCUGACUUGGAGUUGA
Molecule: messenger RNA, 1650 nt
Organism: Syngnathoides biaculeatus (alligator pipefish)
Lineage: Eukaryota; Metazoa; Chordata; Actinopteri; Syngnathiformes; Syngnathidae
Gene: ntsr1
Product: neurotensin receptor 1 (high affinity)
Exons: 4
Coding region: 78-1277 (399 amino acids)
Biological process (GO): neuropeptide signaling pathway
Cellular component (GO): plasma membrane
Molecular function (GO): G protein-coupled neurotensin receptor activity
Source: RefSeq, a predicted model, not a curated record